Messenger RNA from Saccoglossus kowalevskii, 2646 nucleotides. Its product is annotated as ferric reductase 1-like. Lineage: Eukaryota; Metazoa; Hemichordata; Enteropneusta; Harrimaniidae. The record is from RefSeq and is a predicted model, not a curated record.
AUGUCUGUCCUGUGCCUCUCCACUUGUCAGGCACUUGUUGACCAAGAUGGAUGCGGUCUAACGAAAAACUGCUGGGAAAACCCUACAGGAUGCGUAGUACCAGACUGUGAUUUCUUGAUUACAUGGGAGUCUAAAGAAUUAUCGGAUAGUACUGAAUUUGAACUUUUCGGAAAACUGACAGAUUCAGAACAUUAUCUUGCUAUUGGAUUCUCAUUUGAUCAAUAUAUGGUAGGUGCCGGCAAUUUAGUAUCUACGUUUGCUGAUAAUACUCUAGAGUGCACGUUCAGUAGACUUCAUAGCAAUCCAGGCACAGACCCUUUCGCCGAUUUGGCUGCAAACUCGUAUUAUCUAGUCGUCGCAAGAGGGCCAAGAUUGGAUAGCGAUCCACCUAAGCUGGCCAAGCACACAUUGAUACCAAUAGUAUCUUCAGGUCUGAUCGACUUUACAAGUGCACCAUCCAGUAUUAUAUACAGUGGCGCCCAACUACCAGCUAUCCAUGGAAUGAAUACGCUUUGCCAUCUACCCACUAUAAUUGUGUCUGUCCUGUGCCUCUCCACUUGUCAGGCACUUGUUGACCAAAAUGGAUGCGGUGUAACGAAAAACUGCUGGGAAAACCCUACAGGAUGCGUGGUACCAGACUGUGAUUUCUUGAUUACAUGGCAGUCUGAAGAAUCAUCGAAUAGUACUGAAUUUGGACUUUUCGGAAAACUGACAGAUUCAGAACACUACCUUGCUAUUGGAUUCUCGUUUGAUCAAUAUAUGCCUGAAACCGAUGUAUGGGCAUGCAUGGGUCUAAGUAAUUCAAGUAUUGUCCUGGACCAUUCCUACAACCCCUCUUACAGCAACGAGCAAUUAUCUACAGUAGGUGCCGGCAAUUUAGUAUCUUCGUUUGCUGAUAAUACUCUGGAGUGCACGUUCAGUAGACUUCAUAGCAAUCCAGGCACAGACCCUUUCGCCGAUUUGGCUGCAAACUCGUAUUAUCUAGUCGUCGCAAGAGGGCCAAGAUUGGAUAGCGAUCCACCUAAGCUGGCCAAGCACAUAUUGACACCGAUAGUAUCUCCAGGUCUCAUCGACUUUACAAGUGAUAUAUACAGUGGCUCUCCAGUACCAGCUAUCCAUGGAGUUGUGUUGUUCUGUUCACUGAUUUGUCUUGCAUUCAUUGCUUAUAUGCCAUAUGAAGAAAAAAAAAAUGAUUGGGGAAUACUAUGUGGGGAUAAUUCGGGUAUUAAACUCGCUUGCAAAAGAUUGAUAUCGCCAGUAAAUGGUAAGAUUUUGCCAGUCUGCACACAGAGCGACACACUGAAUCAAGGUUUACAGGAUGCCAGCCAGGUUGUCAUCUUUGUCCUUGAACCAUUCUCAGCCACGCGACUACAGAUUCGUACUAGUAACUCGGAAAAUAUUAAAAUUCAGUUCUCACCACUAUCGGCACUUGUUGACCAAGAUGGAUGCGGUGUAACGAAAAACUGCUGGGAAAACCCUACAGGAUGCGUGGUACCAGACUGUGAUUUCUUGAUUACAUGGCAGUCUGAAGAAUCAUCGAAUAGUACUGAAUUUGGACUUUUCGGAAAACUGGCAGAUUUAGAACAUUACCUUGCUAUUGGAUUCUCAAUUGAUGCAUCAAUGCCUGGAACCGAUGUAUGGGCAUGCAUGGGUCUCAGUGAUUCAAGUAUUGUCCUGGACCAUUCCUACAACCCCUUUUACUACAACGAGCAAUUAUCUACAGCAGGUGCCGGCAAUUUAGUAUCUACGUUUGCUGAUAAUACUCUAGAGUGCACGUUCAGUAGACUUCAUAGCAAUCCAGGCACAGACCCUUUCGCCGAUUUAGCUGGAAACUCGUAUUAUCUACAAGUCGCAAGAGGACCAAGAUUGGAUAGCGAUCCACCUAAGCUGGACAAGCACACAGUGACACCAAUAGUAUCUCCAGGUCUCAUCGACUUUACAAGUAAUAUAUACAGUGGCGCUCCAGUAGCAGCUAUCCAUGGAAUGCGUGAACAAAUUCGUCUAUUUGUCGUGGUUGUAUACACUGUGUGUUUUUCAUCAUAUGAGGUGCUGGCACUGGUUGACGCCAUUGGUUGCGGAGAACAUAAAGGCUGUUUCCAGUAUCCUGACGGUUGCCAAGACGCCGAGUGUGAACUUUUAGUCACAUGGCAAGCUGUCACCGCUGGUAUUGACACUGAGUUUGGAAUCAUUGGAAAGCUGACCAGCGAGGAACAUUACGUUGGUAUUGGAUUUUCACACAACCAACAGAUGACAGGAGCUACAAACUUAACUGCUGCAUUCGAUAACGGUGUAUUGGAAUGUACGUUUACAAGGCUUAAUAAACUUGAAGAUCCUCAAGAACCAUUCUUCGAUUUGACGGCGAUGGAAUACUACUUAAUGGUUCCCAGAGGUCCCCGGGACGACACCCAUGAUCCCCCUAAACUUAAGAAACACAUUGAGAUACCCAUCGUGUCUAAUGAGAAGAUAAACUUCACUCUCUAUUCUACGUAUGGUGGUGACGUGAAUUUGCCGACAUUGCCUAAAGUACAUGGGUCACUAAUGAUGUUUGGUUGGAUCGUCUGUGCAAGUAUUGCUAUCAUAUGUGCUCGAUAUUACAAACCUAUGUGGCCAGGGAGACAGUUACUUGGACAAAAAGUGUGGUUUACG